Messenger RNA from Cynara cardunculus var. scolymus (artichoke), 1648 nucleotides. RefSeq lists its product as uncharacterized. Gene Ontology annotation, molecular function: triacylglycerol lipase activity. The transcript has 5 exons. Bases 34 to 1569 code for a protein of 511 amino acids. Lineage: Eukaryota; Viridiplantae; Streptophyta; Magnoliopsida; Asterales; Asteraceae. Gene Ontology annotation, biological process: lipid metabolic process. The record is from RefSeq and is a predicted model, not a curated record.
AUCAAUCACAACCCAGUUGCCAGAUAGAUAACCAUGGCUGACGACCAUUUCAGCUACCUGAUUGUACACGCUGAAAAUGGCCGCAUCACAGACCUCCUUAGAUACGGAAUGUUUGGCAACAAAGCCAGCGGUGCCAAAUUCCUCCAGAGUUCCCAUCCACAUAUCAUCCAGGAGGAGCUGUUGUCGCUCGGUGGCUUAGGACAAGAAGCCGGGGAGACGCCGGAUCAUCGGUGGGUCAUCGUCGUAUCCAUAUUAAUGAGGAAGUUGAUAAAGAUAUUUGGUAAGCCCAUGGAAUGGACCGGCUACGUUGUCGACUUCAUACUCAACUUGCUUUCCCUCAAUGGCAACCUCCUAGGUUUGUUCGCCAAUCUUUUACUAGCAGGAAAGGUGGUCAUUCCAAGAAGAGGCUCAGCAACGUUUAUUAGCACAAUCGGGCAUAUUGAUGGGCGAAUAGACCUGGACCCAGGUGAUGUCUUUGUGGCAGAGAAAGAUGUAUCUAAGUUAGGAGAAAGAGUGGAUGCUGGAAAUAAGUCACUUAUGGAUCUCUGUAUGAUGGCUUCCAAAUUGGCUUAUGAGAAUGCUAAUGUUAUUAAGAACGUUGUGAAUCUACAUUGGAAGAUGGAUUUUGUUGACUUCUAUGAUUGUUGGAAUGAUUAUCAAAAGGAGAGAUCCACCCAAGUAUUCAUAUUUUGUGACAAGCAAAAAGAUGCAAAUUUGAUAGUGGUUAGUUUUAGAGGAACAGAGCCAUUUGAUGCAGAUGACUGGAUUACUGAUUUUGAUUACUCUUGGUAUGACAUUCCAAAACUAGGAAAACUCCACAUGGGUUUUCUAGAAGCCUUGGGUCUAGGAAACAGAUCAAACCCAUCUUCUUUCCAGCAAAUUCUUCAAGCAAAAAAUGGUUUUGAUGAAAAAGAAACCCAGCGUUUUCCAGAGAUGGUGGAGAUGACCGCAUAUUUUGCUGUGAGGAGCAAGCUGAAAAGCCUGCUCAAGGAGCAUACGAAUGCAAAGUUUAUGGUAACUGGGCAUAGCCUAGGAGGGGCUCUUGCCAUAUUAUUCCCAACGGUGCUCGUAUUACACGAGGAAGAAGAGGUUUUAGAAAGGUUGUUGGGUGUACACACGUUCGGACAGCCGAGAGUGGGAAACAGGCAAUUAGGGAGGUAUAUGGAAUCACGAUUAGAAGAACCGAUUCCGAAAUAUUAUAGAGUGGUCUACUGCAAUGAUAUUGUUCCAAGAUUGCCUUAUGACAACAAAACCUUCUUGUAUAAGCAUUUUGGAGUGUGCCUUUACUACAACAGCUUCUUUGUUGGGCAAAAAGUGGAAGAAGAACCAAACAGGAACUACUAUGGGUUGUGGUACCUGAUUCCGGAGUAUGUGAAUGCUGUAUGGGAAUUGAUGAGGGGUUUGGGAAUGGGAAGGAGAUAUGGGGCUGAGUACAAGGAGUCUUGGGAGGGAAUAAUGAUGAGAAUAAUGGGUUUGGUGAUUCCAGGGGUUUCUGCUCAUGCUCCUCCCAAUUACAUCAAUUCAAUCAGACUUGGAAAGUUGAGGCAUAUUCAGAUGUCAACAUUGUAGAAAUAAGUGCUUUGUUGGGUUUUUAUUAUAACUUAUAAGUUAUUGGAAUUGAGAUAUUCACUGCCUUUUUCUCUCCUAA